UCAAACGCUCAGCCAGCUGGUCGCUGUGUGUCGGUGGAGUUCAGUGUGUUACCGUCGAUGACCCCCAAUCUCUGCCGAUGUCGGUUGUGGUGAAUGGCACAAGUCAGGAAGCUGUCGUCUCGUGGAAUACUAAACUUAGUCCUAACAUGAUCAUUGACUUGUUUCACUAGAAUACGUAACGCCCCUGUGGACGAAGACGGGACAUAUUGUGAUUCUGAUGGGUUUGGUGGAUUUCAAACUUUGAAACCAUGAUAGGUUUUGAUCGUAAAAAACUCCCUCAACUUUGAUAGAUCGUUAAUUACAGAUGUAGCUUUUAGGUUUUGUCGUCAGCGCUUUUAACAUAAUCUUGACUAUCAAAACUGAACGGUGGCUGUUAUUUAACGAGUGUGGACCAGUUGGAGUGCAUCAGUUCCGCUCAAUGGUUUUUGGCUGAGGAUUAUCGGUGGACAUGUUCAUGGUUCUUCGUAUGGAGUCACAUUCUGAGGUUUUUGGAUCCGUAGAACUUAUGAAAAGGUAAAGAAACGGUUGCCCAAUACAACCAACGUCUAACGAUCUAUGAGCGUGUCCCCCGGGCAGCUAAACCAUGGGGUGCGGCAGGAUGCGAUCCCUCCUCUGCCUCACCGUGGGGAUACUGCACCUCCAGCUCGUCGCCUCCACACCAUCCGCUGUGGACCGACUCCGAGAGGCAAAGCAGGCCCUGGAGUAUGUCAGCAGGGUGGAGUCCAGCAAGUGUGGGGGUGGGACGGAGGAGACGCUCACCCUCGCGUUUAACCACACUGCCUGGAUUACCUACACCGACCCCGCUAUAAGGACAGCCAACUACUUAAGCAAGGUCCUUGUGAUGGAUGAUAAUACGCUGAACCGCUUCGAUGACGCCAUGUUCUACUCGUUUGUACGCAACAAUGUCCACGGUGAUUCGCUCAUCUUCGGUUCCGCCAUUGCACUGGAACCCGGGGUUUAUGAUAAAUAUGCUCGCUACUGUCCGUAUGCUCACAAGAAACAGGACUCAGUCGUUGCCUUCGACAUCGCCGUCCAUUACAACUACCUCGACAACAGCACAGAAUGGUACCACGGUGUCAGAGUUAAGGAUUUCUCCAACGCUUCCGUCCACAUCGACACCGUUACUUUCAAUUUCUCCGAUCCCUCCCAAAAAGAAGUGCCUAUUCGCCAACCAGUUGCCAAGUAUGAAGACGGACGCUGGACGUACCCGUAUUAUGAUUGUGGUGGUGGCGAUAUCUGGAUGGUUACAUAUUCUGCACCGAUAUUCGCAGUAGACUCUACCAACGCCACAGUCUUCAAAGGAGUGGCCACAAUCGACAUCGAACUCACCAACAUCGACAUUAACCAGUGUGACGCCAGUGAUCACGAUAGGUCUGGAGCCCUGGACGUUUUCCGUGGUACCCACAACUGCCAACCCACCACACAGUGCAAGCCUCUGAUUGGUGAAGGUUUUCGCCGUGGAGCAUAUGAGUGUGCUUGUGAAGACGGUUACUAUUUUCCUAACACCUCGUCGGCAUCAAGUGCCUACAGUGGCUACGACAUUGAAUCCUUCAUUGACCUCAACAACGAAUCCAGCAUCACGCCACGCUUCCAAUGCCUGCUUUGCCCCCGGGGAUGUGAGACGUGCGUGGACGCCACCCCCUGCCUCUACCCUACAGCGUCCCGCUCAGGGUGUGUCGUCGCCAUUGUUAUUCACAAGAAUAGGAACGAAAUGGUUAUCAAAACAGCCAGUCCUUUGUUUCUUCACCUCAUGUGCCUCGGUGCUGUCAUCAUGUGCUGCCAUGGGUUUGUGCUGUACAGGGAGCCGAGUGAUGUCAGCUGUACUAUAGAGAUCUGGCCAUUCCACUGCGGCUUCAGCAUCAUGUACGGAGCCCUUAUACUGAAGACAUGGAGAAUCUCCGUGAUUUUCAGCGUGGGUUCAGUGAAGCGAAUCAGCCUGCCCGACAAAUCCUUGCUACAUCGUCUUGUGCCUAUUGUCGUGGUCGUCGUGGUGUAUUUGUCGUGCUGGACGGCAAUAGAGCCGCCACGGGCCGUCACUAUCACCGCCUCCAACUCACUCAAGUUCUUUCAUUGUGGGCCUACAUGGUGGAUGUUUGCCAUAUAUGGAGCUGAGGCGCUCCUGUUGUUGUUCGGGGUGUACCUGUGUUUCACGGUCAGGAAGGCACCUGCUCACUUCAACGAAAGCAAACACAUCACGUGGUCUACGUACAACGCCAUCAUCCUCGGCAGCUUCAUCCUCAUUCUCAAUCAGUUCAUCGCGGUGUCGGCAGGCCCGGACAUCGUGUACCUCCUUCUGAUGGCCAAGCUGCAGGCUCUCGUCACCAUCACAAUGACGCUUAUCUUCGCCCCAAAAUUCUGGGCUCUGUACAGAGGUAUCGACCUUCAAGAGGGGACAAAUACGGGGGUUCCGCAAGCAACGACCAUCACGGGGAGGGUGAAGAUGUCUGUCCCCACUGUCAGCCAGAUGCAGACGGAGAGACGCAGUGUCGGUGUCCAGGUCAUGCCAGACGACGUCUACAUCGGCAUUGAAGAAUCCUCACAGUCCAAAAAGAGUGUCAAUGGAUCAAAGAAAUCUGCGAAGGUAGUUCCCUUGUAACAGUCGGAGGUCGUGUUUGAAUCAACAUCCUUGACAACACACAAUCAUUGGAUCGGUCAAGGUCGUCACAGGUUGUGGUCAGAUAUCACGACAUUCCCCUGAUAACCUCGAUAAACACCGUCAAACACAUCACCUCUAGCCUGUCCGCGGACCCUGGCAAUAUCGGUGUAUUCCCAUACUGCCUACAGUUCCAAACUGCCUACAGGUUAAAACAACAUGAUACGGUCCAGUGAUCAGGAAGUGAAUACACCGCU
Haliotis rubra (blacklip abalone) is the source of this 2850-nucleotide messenger RNA. Its product is annotated as probable G-protein coupled receptor CG31760. The transcript has 15 exons. Gene Ontology annotation, biological process: G protein-coupled receptor signaling pathway. The record is from RefSeq and is a predicted model, not a curated record. Gene Ontology annotation, cellular component: membrane. Bases 584 to 2596 code for a protein of 670 amino acids. Lineage: Eukaryota; Metazoa; Mollusca; Gastropoda; Lepetellida; Haliotidae. Gene Ontology annotation, molecular function: G protein-coupled receptor activity.